AUGCCUAAGACUCAUCCUAACGAUGGUCUCGUGUUCCUCUACAUGUGCAUCCUGAAUUCUGAUCUCACCACCAUUGACUGGAAAGCCCUCGGGGAGGCCACCAACCUCAAGCUUGGGGCCGCCCGCAUGCGUUACCACCGUCUGAAGAAGAACAUGGACGCCGUUAUCAAGGAUGGCAAAUUUGACCUCAGCACCACUUCUGCUUCCACCCCAGCCAAGAAGCAGAGUUUGGACAUGAUCACUGCUACCGACAAAGAAAGCAGUGUUGAGCCAAACAGCCCCGUGGUCGGAACCUCUGCUGGAGUCGUCAGCAUUGCUGCUCUUCUUAACAAGUCUCCCACCAAGCGCAAGAUGGCAGAUGAUGAUGAUUCUGAAGCCGAGACCAUCAUCGAUCCCAGUUUCCGGGACUUGCCUGUGUACCCUCCUUACAUGCAUACCGGUGGUCCUCUUGCUUUCAAGCCGACCGCGAAGAAGCGUAGUCUCAUGCAUGUUGGAAGCCUCACGGUUCGCGGAGUUAUGACCGGCCUAAUUCACCCUCGAGAAUCUCAGAAGCAUGGCAAUGCGCCAUGCUGUCCUGCAGAAUGUGUUGAUUGGCUAUCAGAAGUAAGCACUGAAGCUGGUUGGAGGGUGCAUCUGCCAUUUUGGCGUAAACAAUAUGAAUUUCAUCUACCCGGCCUCAAGGAAUCGCUAUAUAGUGCAGUUAAUACGCCACACGCAGAUUGA
Molecule: messenger RNA, 723 nt
Organism: Aspergillus niger
Lineage: Eukaryota; Fungi; Ascomycota; Eurotiomycetes; Eurotiales; Aspergillaceae
Exons: 7
Coding region: 1-723 (240 amino acids)
Source: RefSeq, a predicted model, not a curated record